Hemicordylus capensis (graceful crag lizard) is the source of this 10830-nucleotide messenger RNA. RefSeq names its product rotatin (gene RTTN). Bases 286 to 5766 code for a protein of 1826 amino acids. Gene Ontology annotation, biological process: ciliary basal body organization; centriole replication; centriole-centriole cohesion. The record is from RefSeq and is a predicted model, not a curated record. Lineage: Eukaryota; Metazoa; Chordata; Lepidosauria; Squamata; Cordylidae. The transcript has 40 exons. Gene Ontology annotation, cellular component: centrosome; centriole; ciliary basal body.
GCCCUAACACACCAUAAGUCUCGCGAGACUAUAAGUUUUUCCGACGGUCGCAGACUGACGAAAACGCUUCACUUCCGAUACCCACAAGACCUUGCAAAGGAAUAUUUUUUUUUAAAAAAAAGAAGAAGCAGGGGACGGACUCGUGAAAGGACUACAAUUCCCAGCGACAAUCUUAUCAUUCGCUCUCGCGGGAUCUUCUCCCGCCCUAUCCCAGCGCUUUCGCGGCGGCUUACGGCGCGGCGGUUGAAUGUGGGCCGCCGCGGUGCGAGAGCGGUAGCGAUAGCGAUGGAGGUGGAUGCUGCUGUAGCUGUUCCUUAUGCAGAACCGGCCUUGUCGCCACUCAUCCGGAAGCUCCGUCAUCAGCUGGCUGAGAUUAGAGAACGAGCUCUUAAGAACAUUUUGUGUAAAUUAGAUCACAACUUGAUUACGUAUGCUGAUCUGGUUCAAGAAAAGCUGCUAUUCCACAGUCUUUUAGAAUGGUUCAACUUUCCUGUAGUUCCAAUGAAAGAAGAAGUUUUGAAUUUAGUGAGCAACUUAAUAAAGCACCCGUUUGCUGUGGAGCAACUCAUUGGGAUUGGGGCAGUGGACUUCUUUUCCCAGCUUCGUCAAAGUGUGGACCCGAACCUGCAGGCCACAGUAGAUGGAAUCCUGGAUGGACUAUUCCUGCUACCAUCCGAGAUCCCUACUGAUUAUCAGGCAGUUCCUAAUCAUGCUCAGUCCUUCCCACCAGUGUCUAAUCCUGUUCUAUCCCAAGAUACUCAUGCUGGAUACUUUCACCAAGGCAAAAGUCACUUGGAAGAGAUGGGAAUACCACCAAAACAAGUAACUGUGAAGCAUGGAAUGACGUGCUUGAAGUUUUCCACAUUUCCUUGGUUAUCCCUCACUAAAACAGACAGACAUGUUCUUUCAUCAAGCGAAAGUUCACUGAGAAGUAAAGAUAAUAGAUUAAUUUGGAACACCUGUGAGCUUCUACAAGAUGUUAUUAUGCAAGAUUUUCCUGCUGAGAUUUUCCUUCAAAGACCGAAGAUUGUACAGAGUCUUCUUUUGCUAACAACUCUGGCUUUUGGGAGAGAUGGGCAACACCGCUUGGCUUUACAGGCUAUCUUAUGUUUGCAGCAGUUAUGUGUCUUAUUAAGGAACAGACUUAACUUUCUUAGAGACCCAAGCUUUGUCUCAAGUGAAACAGGUGCAGUUUCCCAGAAUUCCUCAGUGUCCUACUGCCAAGAAGCCAGAAGAGUCUCUCAUUCUCGAAAUCCAUCCCCUGGGAGUAGCAGUCCUCGACCAUCUGUCAUAGGGCGUACGGGUCAGCGUCCCAGAGGUGAUGGCCAAGACUGGGAUGCAGUAUCUUCUAGUGGAAGCAUUUCUCAUGCAAAUUCCAGAGCCUCUAUUCACUCACCUUUGGAUAUAGGUCACAUUGACCUGCCAGAACUGGAAAAUGAGGACAGUUUAGAAUUGCAGUUCCAACAGCUUAGUCUUCCUCAGUUCUGUGUAGCCAUCUUGGAAUAUGCAGUACCUCUUCUAAGAACAGGAAGCAAAAGAGUGACCAUACAAGUUCUUGAGUUGCUUGCCGAAGACCUGUUACUUACUACUGAUGCCGUGUCUGAAAAUGUUUGGGAAGACAGCAGUCUCUUUGGGCUGGAACUUAAGGAAAAGUUGCUUGGAGUCCUGGAGUCAUUAGGUGAAACUAUGUCCUACCACAAAAAUAACACAAGUUCAGAGCAGCCGGACCUGGUGAUGAUGCACCACCGAAUGGCGUUUGUUAGUGUUUCGCUUUUCACAGUUCGAUUGUUGCAAACUCUUCUUCCUGUAGAAAAGGCCAGCAAUGUUUUACCAGAGAGUUUACUGACUGCUUUAUUUGUCCUUUCUGUGGACAUGCCUUUCUCACUGGAAUAUCCAAGUAUUCAUGAAUCUGUUGCAGCUUAUUUGGAACAAAUGAAUUCUGAGAACUACACGAUUUAUAAAAAAGCUUCAGAAGCUUCCUAUUCAGUUGAGUGCACCUGCAACUUUAUGCUGGAUGUUCGCAAGGAGGGAGAAAAGAAUCUUCUUGAUUUGGUGGAGCUGGCAGAACAAGCUCUAAAAAGUCUUCCAUAUCAUCAGUACUUUCCUUUGGUCCAAGAAUUCAUCAGCCUUUGCUCAAAUAUCUGGAAGUCUGCCCAAGUUAGCUCAUUGCUACAGGCUGAGAGUCAGAAGGUGCUCCUCCACCUGUUGUCCCACACCCUGUUGAACGUAAGAACUGAAACCUAUCGCUGCUGCCUCGAAAUUGUUAAGGAAUGUUUAGGCAUUCAUAAUGUCACUAAACCAGUUUCUUCAGUCAGCCAUGGGGUACAUUUCCUGCUUCAUCCUAAAGUUCUCUAUGAAAUCUGUUGUUUUGGCCUUCAAGACUCCCAGAAUAAGGUAUGCUCGGCUGCUACGUUUAUACUGAUGUAUCUUCUUCAGAGCCGAUUGAUGAUGGCAGCAAUGACCUGGAACAAGUUUAUUGAGGCCCUCUAUCCUGUUGUUCCCAUUCUUCAGGGAUAUGCAGACACAGAAGAGCCUCUGGGUAACUGCAUCCUUUCACUGAGUGAAACAACUGAUGAUAAGGAAGGGGUUCUCCCAAGAACUACUAGACUUAGGGCAGCCCUGCGACUUCUGUUCUCAAAGAAGCCAUUGGUUCGUUCUAAAGCAUUCAAACACUUAAUGUUUCAUCUUACUGUUGAAGAAGGGGCCAACUUAAAGCGUCCGUUACUGCAUGGUAGUGUCCUUUCCAGCAUUCCCAACUUACUUAUUGUGGAAAAGCCUAUUGAACUGAAGCUGGAUGAUGUGAGGGAAUCUGUUUUUAAGGUGGAGACGGUUGAAAAGUUAUAUAAUAUCUUUAUCUCGGAUGUUAUUGAUGUAGCUUUGAGGAAGUCUGCUGCUGAACAGUUAGCUGUAAUUAUGCAAGAUUCUAAAAUGCAUGACAUUGUCAAAAAGAAGGGUAUUAUAGAAAGAUUACUUGGUUAUUUUAUGGAAUGUGUUCACAGGGAUGGCAAGAUGAUGGACUGCAUGAUGUUGCCAUCUCUUGCUCUCUUACGGAAAUUUGUAUAUGCAGAUCCAGCUAAACGACUGUCAUUGGCAUACCAACCUAAUGUCUUGAUCACGUUAUUUAGAGUUACCUUGAUAUUCCAAGAUUAUGGUGCUGUUGUGCGUGAAGCAGCAGCGUUACUUUGCUUACUACUGUUCGAUGAAACAGCAAGAAAAGAGAUGUGGGCUGAUGGUGUGUCCCAUGAGUCUUCUGUCAUUCUUUCUUUUAGCUUGCCUGUUGCUAUUGUAAGGCGGUAUCAUCUACCUGUCAGAAUCUCUGCUCAUCAUGCAGUGAGCCCUAAUUCAGUGGUGUUGCCAUUUUCUUGUGAAUUCUGGACCUUAAAACCUGUGUUGGACAUGCUUAAAAUGGCUUGGAACUUGUCUUGGUUCCAUGGGAUUGACAAUGUUCUGCAACUUGCAAAUUAUGAGACAAAAGCCCAAGAGUUUUUAGACACAUUAAAGCUGUCCUCUGAGGAUGUUGUUACACUGAAGAUAACGCACACAAGCAGUGGACUGCGGGAUUGUCUUAAUUCUAUCAUUCAAGCUGUGUCCCAUAGGGAAGUUAGGGCUGCUGUGACUAGAAUGAAUUUUUAUGUUCUGAAUGACAGGCUGGCAUUAAUGAGCAACCGUGGCUCUUGUGAAGCCACUUUGAAAUGCUUGGCUUGGCAAACAGCAUUAAGCAGGUUUCUCCAGGUGCUUCCCGCUUCUUCAGAAGAUGAAAAACUCCUGGCUGAUGUUCUGUGUUUUCUGAACAAGUUACUUAAGGAACAAAAGAAUACUUCAGAGGUAGAACACCUUAAGUGGAUCGUGGAUGUAGUGUUGAAGCAGAAUCCAAAGUCUUUACUAGAUCUUGUGGUUCAACCAGAAUCCCAGGCACAAGAUGAAAUGGAUGACAUAAAAACUGCUGUCAGACAACAACUGCAGAAAGAAUUGAUUGCCUUCUUUAAUACACUUCUGCUCAACUUCAUGUCAGUUACUGACAGGAAAGAUCUAGAACUCACUGGCUAUUUCCGAACAGAGCUAGCUCUGAGACUUUUGCAAUAUUUACGUGUAACAGAUGCCCCUCACUUCUAUGGAUUACCCUCUUUGGAAAGAACAUUAAGAGGAAUGGUUCAUGUCACUGCACUUCCAGGCUGGAGUUCAUACUCCGUUACAAUGGAGCCAUUCAAAAUUUGUAAGAAAUAUUUAGCAGGGCUCCUUGAGGUCAUCUCAUCUUUUUAUGUCGAGUGGGGAGGAAACGCCAUGUCUUUCAUGGGGAAAGGUGUCACAAAGAGCACCAUACUUUGUUUGCUUCAUUUGUCCCAUGAAAUGAUGGCCCAGGCCUCAAACUUGGACUGGGUAUCUCUCUGGUUCUUGCCAUAUGAUAACAGUGAAGAACAAGUUCCUUCUCAUCAAGGCUUGGCUUGGCUGAUUCCAUUAUGGGUAGACAGAGACCCAGAGGUAAAGUUCACUUCACUUGCAAUAGGAUCAGCACUUACAUCACUUGAAGAAGGUUGCUUUGCUUUAGCUGAAAGCUGCCAGAAUAUUUCAGGAGGCUUAUGGGGAACGGUGAUUAACAUCCUUUUGGACCAAUCUGAGUGCAGCAUGGUCCGGAGAGAGGCUGCAUUUAUUCUUCAAAAUCUUUUGGUGAUUCCCCUCCCCACUGAAGAGGUUAAAGAUCCCAUUUGGCAGGGACCUUGUGUGCAUGAUGAAGAAUUUGGCAUUUCUCUGAUUGGAAAACCUGCCCUGCAGGCCUUAUUAUAUCAUUGCCACUUCUAUGAGCAUUUGAAUGAGAUGGUGAAACAGUGCUACCUAGGUCGGUAUACAUUUGAUCUGAAUUGUUCUUUGGGAGACAGCCUGGCAGGAGAAAAGAAUAGUAUAAAUGAUUUAGAUGACUCUCUCUCUCUUUGGAGAAUCCCAUCUAGUCAAAACCACUAUUCAAGUUCUGAAUCAACAUCUGAUACUGUGAUAAUCUCAGAAUCUCCAUCUCUGAGGGGUGCUGUAGACCUUUCAGCACCCACCUCACCUCCUAUUAGUAUUCUCCGUGAAGUACCAGUUAAUCGGCUCAUGGCUCAAGGUCAGAGUGACACAACCACAACAGUAUCCUCAAGUCCACAUGAUUCCCCACAGUCUACCAUUAGAUCUAAGCAGUGUGCAGUGGUCACGGCCCCUCUCCUGUCAGCCAUGUGCAGCUUGUUGGAUAAUCUGCUGAUAGUCACUCCACAAGACACUGCGAUUGCUCUUCAACAAGCACAUAUGCUGACUGCUCUUAGUAGUCUGAUAAACUCUGGCUUGAUAGAGAGAUGCAUCUUGGAAAUGAAAGCACCUUUAUCUCGACCAUCUCAUAUGGAGUACACAAAAAUCCAGGUUUUAUUUCUACUCCAGUUUGCCGCCUCAUUGUUUCGACUGCUGCAAACAUGCUUGUUGGUGGACACUCGCCUUGUGAUGCAAGAGGAGUUACUGACAUCUGUCUUGGCAAAUAGCUUCAUGGUUCUUUCAAUUCAUUCUAAGGAUGGCUUAGAACCGGAGUUAUCAGCUGCAGUUCACCAAGCUUGGGAAGACUCAUUCAGCCUUCUGGCUGUGCUGUUAAGGAAAUGUGGCCCUACCUCUCUGCCAUCUGUGACUGCAGCACUUGCAAAGCAUUGGACUGCAGUAAUUGUGAUCCUAAAUGUAUAUGACCCUCAGAGACAAAUGGAUGAAAUGGGCUGUUGCAAUCUGUAUUUUUUCCAUAAGUGUUGCACAGAGUGAUUCAAAGGAGUGAUUCAUCCUAUCUUAUCUUAAUUGCCUAGAAAAGGAAACUUGGCAGGUGCAGCUUGUAAUGAACAGUUGCACCUGCUGAAAUUUCUUCUACAUAAUCAUUAAAGGUAAAGGAUCCUUGCCUUCUGUUUUCAUCUAGUUACCAUAAGUAGCAGCAUGUUUUCUAAUGGAGGAGUCCGGGAGAGAUAUGCAAGCUGCAUUCUUUCUGCUAAACCAUGUUUUGUGAUUCCAGGCAGUAGGGCUACUCUUGUAGUAUUUUCAGCCAACACUGAUCUCUCUCAACACAAGCUCCAUGCUUGACCACGGCUAAUCCCUUUGUGCAGAAUGAAGAGUACUCCUCAGCAGACAGUUGUUACAGUAGCCAUUGACUUUACUGUAAGAGAACUGGUGUUUUUUUUUAACUUCAUUAUCCAAUCCUGAAUGAAAACAGAAACCAGGCAAAAAGAGGAGCAACUUACACUUUGGUCACAGAAGACUAAACCUGCUCCAGAAAGGUCUCACCUUCUUUCAGAAUUCUAACAUAAAUGGUUUUCCCUUUGAGAAAACUAAAAUGAAAUCCCUAUUGUCUCACAUUAGGGAACAGUAGCAAUUGGUGCUGGCAGGCUCUGCUUCCUCCGAAGAGAAAGAUCCAAUACAAGCAUAUAGGUGACCUGAUUUAGCAUCAGUCUCUGAUAUUCUGUAGAUAUUUUGAACAAGUUUCUUUAACCAGUUUUCUGGUUCAAGGUGAUAGAAAAGGUGUCCCAUUGAUCAAAUAAAUUACCCACCUCAGUCAUAAUAUCUUGUAGGGAUGGGCCCGGACCGGUCCAGAGGCCAUUGUAAAGGCCUCCGGAUCGGACCGGUCCGGACUUUGGUGAUUUGGUUCGGGGGUGGGGGGUAGCUUUAAGAGCGGCGGGAGGGUUUACUUACCCCUCCCACCGCUUUCCCGCUCUGGCGCCGUAAUGUUCAGAGUAAUUGGGGCGGCAGGAUACCUCCCUGCUGCCCCUUCCCUGCUGCUGCUCUGCAAACUUCCCAGUAGUCCUUUGCCCCCCAGCCCAGUGCCGGACUGCAGUGUGGCGGUUCCGUGCACACCCCUAAUAUCUUGCUUAUAACAAUGGAUUCUUUGAGAGAUAAUGAAAGCACACUUAUGCAUUGAAGCAAUAUUUCCCUAGAAAACUCUUUGUUUUUUCUCUUUUCCACAAACUUAAGAUGCCAAAGUGGCAAAUAUACCCUGAUUAUCUGAUUUUAGUGGGAACAAUGACCUCAUACUCUCUGCUAAAGACUUACCAGUGGAAUACCACUGACAAGGAUAUUGACAACAUUUAUUAUUUUCCCCCAUUGUUGUGCUAUCCUUAUGCUUGUCUGUGCUUCUGUUAGCACACUUGUUCAUACAUGUCUCUGCUACUCAAGUGUGUAUCCAUGCUUUUAGAACAAAUUUGGGGAAUUUUGCUCAAAACCAAAUUUGCAACUGUGCAAACCAGAGUGUGGACACAGGCAAAUGCUGGCGUUUAGGCACCCCGGAGGAGCAACAGACUCAGAGGCAAGACUCCUGAAACAAAGGAAGUUUAUUGAUAAAGCAGAGGCUCAAUGCAAAUGGUGGUAUUUGAUGACUUUUAUACUGUCUCAGAUAUUUUACAGGGAGCUCCCAGGGACUAGAUAAGGAGGCAGGAGCAUGAUGGUGAAGACGCUUAAUAGCCUAGCAACUGACAGGCAUUGGAAUGUGGAAGGGAGGAUGGGGAGAGAGAGAAUAAAGAAUGGAGGGAAAAGAUCAGCUUGUUACCUGUCUGAAUCUGCUGGUUUGUGUGCAGGGCCAAAAGGGAGGGAUUUCCCACCAGGAGAAGAUUUGGAAUCGCUCUCAAAGGUGUUCCCAGAGUGAGGGCAAGGGGAGUCAGCAGGGUGUCAGUAUGGCAUCAAAGACUGUGGCACUGCAUGUGCCCAGAGCUUGCAAAGGGGAGCCCUGGGGUUUCAGCUCAGUAGUGGUUGUGGAACCUGCGACCCAGUGUUCCAACUUGAGGCUUAAGGGGAAAGCCCGUGACUACUGGGCCGGGUGAGCUUCUUGGGACAGUAGCAGGUGGCUUGAGCCACCCAACUACUGCAGCAAAUGUUUCCCAGGAACAAACUACACACUUGUCCAGGGAACAGAACCUCAUAUAAGGUUCUGUCCUCUGCAGAAUCCCAAAGGUGUGAAACCUCUAGGUACAAAGAUAUACAAAGGGGACCGGAUUUGAGGAGCGUGUGAGCUGUUCAGAGGAAGCACAGAACAAAAGUGCUUUAUUGUGCCAAAUCUGCCUUAGUAUCUUGGUAUCUGAUUUUGAUUACUUUGUUUUUAAUAUUUAUUUAUUUAUUAUUUGUUUGUUUAUUUAUUGAAUGUAUAUACCACCUAGUAUAAAAAUAUCUAGGCAGUGUACAAAAUUAAAACAUAAAAUAUAACAUAUAAAGAUAAAAACACAUUAAAAUUUAAAAAUCAAAUCUCAGUUGAAGGCCUGGGAAAACAGGUACAUCUUCAGGGUCCUCCUAAAAGCAAACAGAGAAGGAGAUGCUCUUAUUUCACCAGGGAGCAUGUUCCAAAGCUCUGGGGCAGCCACAGAAAAGGCCCAGUCCCAAGCUGCCACCAAACGAGUCUGUGGCACCUGUAAUUGGACCUCUCCAGAUGAUCUUAAUAGGCAACAGGGUUCACGACAGAGAAGGCACUCCCUUAAAUACCCUGGACUUAAGCUAUUAAGGGCCUUAUAGGUAAUAACUAGCACUCUGUAUUUCAUUCAGAAACCUAUCGGCAGCCAGUACAGUUCUUUUAGAAUCGGUGUUAUAUGGUCCCUUCAGGUAAACCCAGAGACCAGUCUGGCUGCUGUAUUCUGUACUAAUUGUAGUUUCCGAACUACAUACAAAGGCAGCCCCACGUAGAGUGCAUUACAGUAGUCAAGCCUAGAGGUUAUCAGAAUAUGUACCACAGUUUUAAAGUCAAUAGUCUCCAAGAAUGGACGUAUCUGGCGUAUAACCGAAGCUGAUAAAAAGCACUCGUGGCCUCAACCUGAGAAACCAGGGAGAGUUUGGGAUCUAGGAGCACUUCCAGACUACGGACCUGCUCUUUUAGGGGGAGUGUAACCCCAUCUAGCACAGGCAGAUCUAAACCAUUUCUCGGAUCCCAACCCCCUACAGACAGAACCUCUGUCUUGUUUGGAUUGAACUUCAGUCUGUUAACACUCAUCCUGCCCAAUAUCACCUUCAAGCAGGCAAUUAGUGGGGUCAUGCCAUUUCCUGAUGAAGUUGGUAUAGAUAAAUAGAUCUGGGUGUCAUCAGCAUAUUGAUAGCAUCCCAGACCAAACUUCCUGACAAUCUCUCCCAGCGGGUUCAUGUAGAUGUUAAAAAUCAUUGGAGACAGUAUGGAGCCUUGUGGAACCCCACACUUCAGCUCUCGCUUUUCAGAGCAAUAGUCUCCAAGUGACACCAUUUGGAAUCUGCCAGAGAGGUAGGAAUGGAACCACUGUAAAACAGUGUCACCCAAUCCCACCUCCUUCAAGCGACCCAACAGGAUGCCAUGUUCAAUGGUAUCGAAAGCCACUGAGAUAUCUAAAAGGAUCAGCAGAGUCAUACUCCCUCUGUCAAUCACCAAUUGGAGAUCAUCUAUCAGGCCGACCAAGGCAGUCUCAACCCCAUGGCCCACCCGAAAGCCACCCUGGAAAGCGUCUAAAUGAUCUGUGUCAUCCAAAACUGCCUAGAGCUGAGAAGCAACCAUUCAGUCGAUCACCUUGCCCAGCCAAGGAAGAUUAGAGACAGUCCUGUAAUUAGCUAACUCUGAGGGAUCCAAACUAAGUUCCUUCAAAUAAGGUCUAAUAAUAGCCUCCUUAAGACAAGGAGGCAUCUUGUCCUCCCUCAGCAAAGCAUUUAUUACAUUUGCCAGACCUUCUCUGAUAAUAUGACUAUUAGGUGAAAUAAGCCAAGUUGGGCAAGGGUCAAGAGAGCAGGUGGUGGGGCAUACAGUCUGAAGCAGUUUGUCCACAUUGUCAGAAGUAACAAACUGAAAAUGAUCCAAUUCAAUCCUACAAGAGGAGUUGCUGGGCACCUCUACGAAAGACUCUGCAGUAACUGUGAAGUCUAGUUCAGCAUGGAUACAAGAUAUUUUAUCUGCAAAGAAGUUGUUAAAAACAUCACAGUGAGUAACAGAUGGUUUCAAAUUCAAGUCAGAGGGAGCAUGAACUAGCCCCAUCACAAUCCUAGACAACUCAGCUGGACGUGAAUUUGCAGAAGCAAUGCGGGCAGAGAAGAACCACUUCUUUGCUGUCUGCACUGCCAGAGUAUAGAGCCUCAAACGAGCUCUGUGUUGCAAUCUAUCACAUUAACGCCAAGACUUCCUCCACUUGCACUCUAAUCAUCUACCUCGCUGCUUCGUUUUUGGUUUUAAUUGUUAGCCACCUUGGACAGUCACUGGAUGAAAAGGUUGGUUGAAAAUACUUAUAUGUCCUGCACUCUAUCCAGAGUACUGCACUGGAUCUCUAUGUGUUUAAAUUGCCAGAUUUUGUGUUGGGUCCAAGAUAGCUGUUUCAUACACAAAUGUUUUCUGAGCCCAUUUUAGGAUAAUUGGCCUCCACUUUGGUAUAGUUUCUGUAGGGAAUGCAGCCUUUGCUAAACAGUUUGAUCUGGAUAAUUUGUUCAAGUAACUAUGACUCUAUUGGAGUCCUGUAGCUGAUUGCAGAAUUGACAAAUGCUAAUUAAUUGAGCUAAAUGGAAAAUUAAAUCUGACUCAAGACUUUGUUUUAAAAUCUAACAAUUUAAAUAUGUGGAUUAUAGUCUUGUAGCAUCCAGAAUAAUUAAUCAUGAUUAAACACCACUGAAUUAAAUUAGACAAGUUAGUCUCUGUAUUUAUUUAACAUAUUUAUAUACUAUCUAUAACUGAUAUCUUCAAGGUGGUUAUUUAAUCAUGACUAAAUAAGCCUGCUAAUUUCAUUGGGACUUAUUCUGGAUGCUGUGUCAUAUCAUUACAUACAACACUCUUAAUUUUGUUACCUAUAGCCAUGCGUUUUAAUGAAUCCCUUAAAAGGUAGCCUGAUCUACUUAUUUGUGUAACUGCUGAAAAUCCAUAUC